Hyla sarda is the source of this 1005-nucleotide messenger RNA. RefSeq names its product midkine (gene MDK). Lineage: Eukaryota; Metazoa; Chordata; Amphibia; Anura; Hylidae. The record is from RefSeq and is a predicted model, not a curated record. Gene Ontology annotation, molecular function: growth factor activity. The coding region runs from base 160 to 582 and encodes 140 amino acids. The transcript has 5 exons.
GCUGAGCAGAUAAUUGAAAGGUUUCUGUCCGACUAGCUGAAACUAGUUGGAAAACACAAAGGACGAGAUAAGAGCACAGUGCUUACUGCUGCCUGUACUUCUACUAUAUACUCAUUCACGACCAGGACCAGGGGACUGAGAGAAGAGCCAGGGCACAGGAUGGACUUGCGAGCUUUGUGUGUGAUCGUGUUGGUGGCAAUUCUUGCUGUGAGUUCUCACGCUGCUAAAAACAAAAAAGACAAAGGUAAGAAGGGAGCAUCGGACUGUGCAGAAUGGAAGUGGGGCCGUUGCAUCCCUAGCAGCAAGGACUGUGGUGUAGGCACCCGGGAGGGAACAUGCAAAGAAGAGACACGUAAACUUAAGUGCAAGGUCCCCUGUAACUGGAAGAAACCAUUUGGAGCUGACUGCAAGUACAAGUUUGAGAACUGGGGUGAAUGUAAUGCGGAAACUGGUGUGAAGAGCCGUUCUGGAACCCUGAAGAAGGCUCUAUACAACGCAGAGUGUGAGCAAACAGUGCAGGCCACCAAACCAUGUUCCAUCAAGACCAAAACCAAAGGCAAAAAAGGUAAAGGAAAGGACUAGACCAUGAGCAGCUGGCACCCCAAGAAUGGUCCCAGGAACGGGUUCAGCACCCUCAAGAAUAAUGGAAUCUGCAGAAGCCCCUUAAAAACCUGUCUCCAACAUGCACUCUAUCCUGACCUCCCCCGUCUCGCUCCUCCCAAUAUUUCUAUUUUUUAAUCACUAAUGUCUUUAGGAAGAAAGAAGAAAUGUGUAAAAAGAAAAGAAUCUUAUCUGUCCUCUGACAAACUUAAAACUGUCCCCGAGCCCCCCUGCUUCCAUCCUACAGUCCUGUCCAUCAUUCCUCAAAUAUAUAAACUACAACCCCUUCUCCCUAUAUGUGCUGUACGUGGUUUCAUAUUUCUGUGUUUUUUUUAGGAUAUUUCUUUUCUUGUUUUGUUACUUUUUUUUUUGUUUUUAAAUAAAUGUACAGUUUGAAUUUGUAAA